Molecule: messenger RNA, 1657 nt
Organism: Leguminivora glycinivorella
Lineage: Eukaryota; Metazoa; Arthropoda; Insecta; Lepidoptera; Tortricidae
Exons: 5
Coding region: 525-1022 (165 amino acids)
Source: RefSeq, a predicted model, not a curated record
CAACAUCAAACCAGAAGAAUUCAAUUUGCUAGCUGCAAAAAUAGUUUCACUUUUCCCAACUGAAAGUAUAUAUACCUACUAUAUGAAAGCUGUGCCAACAUGCAAAUCUGCUUCAAGAAAAUAUGUGCCCGCUAAAGGCACAUUAGUGGACAAGGUUCGAAAUCUCCUGUACAUAUCAGGAGAAAAGUGCAGGGGCUUAAACCCACUUGCUCUAAUAGGGAUUCGGAUACAGAUGUAGAGUCUGUGGAAAAUAAUCAAGGGACUGCUUCAAAUGACGACGCUAUUUGGCUGAAAUAUAAUGAGCUAUGGGACCAAGUUUGUGAAAGGUGGAAUAACACCUUUGAAUUAAGACACAAACAAUUGAAACUGUACAUGAUUUUCUUGAAACCUGGGCCAUUUGAAAAGACAGCAAAGUAGAUACUCUGCAAUGACAACGACGCAAAAAAACGAACGAAAAGAAAAAGAGCACACAAGCAGAUCACAUUCAGCCAUUAGCAUUCAGUUUGUUGGAUGACAACUUGAAAAUGUUCAAAUUCAAAUGGGAUUCAAGUUCAACCCAGGACCUUGUACUUCAUAGGCAGAGUCACUACCCACGAAGAAAGAUACAGAGGCCGUUAAAACACAAAAUAAUUCCGGUGCAGAUUUACCUGCUAUAUUUUUUAAUACCACCCAAAGGCCGGAAAUCUAGGAAAGUCAAAUUCUCAACCACUGAAUCAAUCCAGGGCUUAUUAGUUCAGAUAGAUGACGCCGGAGAUAUCGACAGCGUAAUCGCAGCCCAGAAAGCUAAGGCUGCAGCCCGGAAGGAUACCGUGCAACCCUCCGUGCUCAUACAACGACCGCUACAAAACUUCGCCCAGAUAUACAUCGUUAUUCAUGAUAUCAAAUACCACGUGCAUUCAGCUGCAAAGACGUUCGACUUGUUGUUUAAGAUUUACCACGUUUUUCACGCCAAGUAUCCCCAAGUGUGUGAGCACCUCCACGUAAUUAUUCAAAAAAGUGUAUCAAAUCCAUACGGCGUAUGAUACAGUAGGUACCACCGUAUAUAGUUGACGUUUUAAACUUAGACGUUUUAAUUUUAUUAUAGUAUAGGAUCCGUACUAAGCUCGAUCUUCACCAACGUGUUAACCAGAUGAAAAUAAGUUUCUGAACAUGUCUCCUCAAUAAAAAUGAAUGGUCAAGAUUAUUUUUUAAAAAUCUUUGAAUUUUUUUUUAUAUAAUCUUGACCAUUUUUAUUGAGGUUACCAUAGUAAGACAUGUUCAGAAACUUAUUUUACUUAAUAAAAUAUUAUUUUCACCUGGUUAACACGUCGGUGAAGAUCGAGCUUAGUACGGAUCUUAGACUAUAAAGUUCUUGAAAUGUAAAAAUAUACUAAGCUACAGAAAUUGUAUCUAUGACAUUUGGUCUUAUGUACCUACUUAAGUAUUUGCACCAUCUAUUUACAAUUGACGUGAUUUAUUCUAAGUUUGACUUGUAGAGAAUCUUGGUACUUUGUAGCUCUAAUCAAUCUUGGUAGCUCAUACAUUUAUGUACCUAUAUGCUUAUAAGUCAAAAUGUUUUCCGUUCUAAAUUCAGUUUUAAUACUGUAUAGUGAUACUGAUAGGUUCUGAAUUUGUAAUUACUUUCUUUAACUGGUGCAUAAAAUAAAUGAGAAACUUA